Molecule: messenger RNA, 2468 nt
Organism: Anopheles maculipalpis
Lineage: Eukaryota; Metazoa; Arthropoda; Insecta; Diptera; Culicidae
Gene: hay
Product: general transcription and DNA repair factor IIH helicase subunit XPB
Exons: 3
Coding region: 15-2468 (817 amino acids)
Biological process (GO): transcription initiation at RNA polymerase II promoter; nucleotide-excision repair
Cellular component (GO): transcription factor TFIIH holo complex; transcription preinitiation complex; nucleotide-excision repair factor 3 complex
Molecular function (GO): ATP binding; 3'-5' DNA helicase activity; DNA binding
Source: RefSeq, a predicted model, not a curated record
GAUGACCUAGAGCCAUGGGUCCGCCGAAAAAGUCCUCCAAAAAGGAUAAAAGUGGUUCCGGUUCGGGCAGUGCCAGUGGGUUUGUGGAGAACAAAUGGAACAAAAAGCGUCGGACGGAAGAUGAAGCGUACGCUGCGUUCGCCGACGAUGACGACAGCAAUCUGGGCGAGAGUGACUUUGUGCCGGACGCAGCGACCAAGAAUGCGGAAAAGAAUGACGAUGCGAUCCAGGAGGAUGAGUACGGUGCGAAGGACUAUCGGUCGCAGAUGGAGCUGAAGCCGGACAACGAAUCGCGGCCACUGUGGGUUGCACCGAAUGGGCACAUCUUUCUGGAAUCGUUCUCACCGGUGUACAAACAUGCGCACGACUUUCUUAUUGCCAUUUCGGAACCGGUUUGUCGUCCGGAACAUAUACACGAGUACAAGCUGACCGCGUACAGUUUGUAUGCGGCCGUAUCGGUCGGACUACAAACGCACGACAUCGUAGAGUAUUUGAAGCGUCUCAGCAAAACAACCAUUCCGGAAGGUAUCGUAGAGUUCAUACGCCUCUGUACCCUUUCGUACGGUAAGGUGAAGCUUGUACUGAAACACAACAAGUAUUUCGUGGAAAGUCCCCAUCCGGAAGUGCUACAGAAGCUGUUGAAAGACCCCGUCAUCCAGUCGUGUCGAUUGCGCCGUACUGAGGAGGAAGGUGGCGACGGUUUCAUUAAGCAAACGCUCGAGAAGGGUAAGGCGAUAACGGCCUUCGGGCAGACGAAGCUACCGGCCGGACAAACGAUGUUACCUACCGGUGCAGCCCCAACAGAUACGGAGAAAACAGCUGAAGGCUUGGAAACGGUCCCGGAAGAAGCAACCGUACCGGAAGACAUCACAAACUUCUACGACAAGAUGGACAACGAAGAGGAAGAGGAGGAAGCGAAUCUGAACACAGUUUCAUUCGAGGUGAAUCAGGAAAAGAUUGAAGUGCUGCAGAAGCGCUGCAUCGAGAUCGAAUUCCCAUUGCUGGCCGAGUACGACUUUCGUAACGAUACGAUCAACGCCGACAUUAACAUCGAUCUAAAACCGGCGGCCGUAUUACGUCCGUACCAAGAGAAAAGUCUUCGCAAAAUGUUUGGCAAUGGACGGGCCCGUUCGGGUGUGAUCGUGUUGCCGUGCGGGGCUGGUAAAUCGUUGGUCGGCGUUACCGCCUGCUGUACGGUUCGCAAGCGUGCCCUAGUCCUGUGCAACAGCGGCGUGUCGGUCGAGCAGUGGAAACAACAGUUUAAGAUGUGGUCCACCGCGGACGAUAGUAUGAUCUGUCGGUUUACGUCCGAGGCGAAGGAUAAACCGAUGGGUUGUGGGAUACUCGUGACAACGUACUCGAUGAUAACACACACCCAGAAACGGUCGUGGGAAGCGGAACAAACGAUGCGCUGGCUGCAGGAGCAGGAAUGGGGCAUUAUGGUGCUGGAUGAGGUACACACGAUACCGGCGAAAAUGUUCCGUCGCGUGCUAACGAUCGUCCAGUCACACUGUAAGCUUGGGCUAACCGCUACCCUUCUCCGAGAGGAUGAUAAGAUUGCGGAUCUAAACUUUCUGAUCGGUCCGAAGCUGUACGAAGCUAACUGGUUGGAGCUGCAGAAGCGUGGCUAUAUUGCGCGCGUCCAGUGUGCGGAGGUAUGGUGCCCGAUGGCACCGGAAUUCUACCGCGAGUAUCUUAUCGCCAAAACGUCCAAAAAGAUGCUACUGUACGUGAUGAAUCCGGCCAAAUUCCGUGCCUGUCAGUAUCUGAUCCGCUACCACGAAAAGCGAGGCGAUAAAACGAUCGUCUUCAGCGAUAACGUGUUUGCCCUAAAGCAUUACGCGAUCAAGAUGAACAAACCGUACAUUUAUGGACCAACGUCACAGAACGAGCGGAUACAGAUUUUGCAAAACUUUAAGUUCAACCCGAAGGUGAACACAAUCUUCGUGUCGAAGGUGGCCGACACUAGCUUCGAUUUGCCGGAAGCGAACGUGUUGAUUCAGAUCUCGUCGCACGGUGGUUCUCGGCGUCAGGAGGCACAGCGCUUGGGGCGUAUCUUACGUGCGAAGAAGGGUGCCAUCGCAGAAGAGUAUAAUGCGUUCUUCUAUACGCUCGUGUCGCAGGACACGCUGGAGAUGGGCUACUCGCGCAAACGGCAACGGUUUCUGGUGAAUCAGGGUUACAGCUACAAGGUGAUUACGCAUCUGGCUGGGAUGGAGAGUGAUCCGGAUCUAUUUUACAAGACGCGGGAAGAGCAGGGCCAGCUGCUGCAGCAGGUACUGUCGGCGACCGAUAUGGACUGUGAGGAUGAGCGUAUGCCGGGCGAUGGUACGGGUGUGCCGAGACCGGGCGGCUCGAAGCGGACGGGCGGGCUUAGCUCGAUGGCAGGUGCGGAUGAUGCGAUUUACUAUGAGGCGCGCAAGAAAUCGGCCCACCAGCAUCCGUUGUUCAAGAAGUUCCGAUGCUAG